AUGUCACAGGCUAAGAUCAUCUGGGACUGUGGCUACCACAGCUCAUCCAGCAGCUGCCCCGGCCUCACGCUGCACCGGCUGCGCAUCCCGGACUUCUGUCCGCCCGCCCCGGAGCAGAUCGACCGCUUCGUGCAGAUCGUGGACAAGGCGAACGACCAGGGAGAGGCUGUGGGAGUGCACUGUGCCCUGGGCUUUGGCCGCACGGGCACCAUGCUGGCCUGUUACCUGGUGAAGGAGCAGGGCCUGGCUGCUGGAGACGCCAUCGCUGAAAUCCGGCGGCUUCGACCGGGCUCAAUCGAGACACAUGAGCAGGAGAAAGCGGUCUUCCAGUUCUACCAACGAACUAAAUAGGGGCCCCAGCGCCCUUCUUCCAGGCCCGCUGCCUGACCAGGGUGUCAGAGGGGCCAGAGCUGUGGAAGUAGACUGAAGCCUCCAGCUCCCAGCCGGCUCACGAGACGGACGUCGCCCUUCCUGCUGACAGGUUCUGAUUGGAGGGAUGUCUGGAGCUGCAUUGAUGUGGGGGUCCCUCUUCUGCUUCCUUGAAUAAAUAACUUAUAAGAACCAG
Myotis brandtii (Brandt's bat) is the source of this 565-nucleotide messenger RNA. RefSeq names its product dual specificity phosphatase 23 (gene DUSP23). Gene Ontology annotation, molecular function: protein tyrosine/serine/threonine phosphatase activity. The record is from RefSeq and is a predicted model, not a curated record. The transcript has 3 exons. NCBI's taxonomy places the organism in Eukaryota, Metazoa, Chordata, Mammalia, Chiroptera, Vespertilionidae. Gene Ontology annotation, biological process: cilium assembly; protein dephosphorylation. The coding region runs from base 1 to 351 and encodes 116 amino acids.